AUGGAAUCAAAACCAUUUGAAGCCUUUGAAACACAGUGUAGCAGUGACUGUACACAUCCAAAUCGAACAAUCUGUGAUAGUUGUAUGUAUGAAUAUGUGCGUAAUAAUUGGAAUAUUGGCUCCGAUAUUUAUUGCCCGGAAUGUUCUACUCCUUUGUCACAUAUUACCAUCAAACUAAUUCUUCUCAAGUACGAUGACACUAUUCUCUACGAGCGUUAUACCCUAUUUGAACUUAACAGAGCUCUUGAACAAAAUUCUGAAUUUGUUUGGUGUGCACAUGGCUGUGGUUCAGGUCAAUUGAACGAAGGUGCAACAAUGAAUAACACAAUUCAAUGUGUUAAUUGUCAUCUAUUAACUUGUUUUACUCAUAAAUGCCCAUGGCAUGAGGGAAUGACAUGCGAAGAGUACGAUAUGCCUCGCACCGAUGGACAAUUACAUGCUAGUCAACGCUGGAUCAAUGUGAAUACCAAAGAAUGUCCUAAAUGUCAUUCUCACAUUGAAAAAAAUGAAGGUUGCGAUCAUAUGACUUGUUUCAAAUGCAAGCAAGAAUUCUGUUGGGAGUGUUUUGCGCCUUAUUCAGGUAUAAAAAGACAUGGUGCUUAUUUACAUAAUCGUAAAUGUAAACAUUAUCCUGCUACGGAAACAAGAAGUAUAUUCAAGCGUAUAAUUGAUCUUUUCUAG
This is a messenger RNA of Rotaria sp. Silwood1, 681 nucleotides long. The record is from the annotation of a GenBank genome assembly. Lineage: Eukaryota; Metazoa; Rotifera; Eurotatoria; Philodinida; Philodinidae.